Messenger RNA from Arabis nemorensis, 690 nucleotides. The record is from the annotation of a GenBank genome assembly. Lineage: Eukaryota; Viridiplantae; Streptophyta; Magnoliopsida; Brassicales; Brassicaceae.
AUGGAGUCAGCUCGAGAGGUCAGCGAUGGUAGACUCACCGUCGAGGGUUUCUCUGUAGCUGCUCGAGCUUUUUCCGAUAAAUGGAAAUUACAUAACCAGUCGUUGCCUCCAUGGUCCUGGGUUCCUCUGAUCAAUCGAGCUCUACUCGUUUCGAAUAAGGAGGAAGGUUACUUGUCGCUAGAGAAGAUCGUCAUUCUCAGUUCACUUGAGGAAAUUCCAGAGGAGGAAUCUCUAAAUGUAACAGCUGAUUACUCGGAAAGCGAAGAGUUAAUUGAUCAAACGAUUUUGGUUCAAAACGUAGAAAAUGAAGCACACUUCUAUGAUUUUCAUAUAGUUUACAGUGCAUCUUAUGGGGUUCCUGUGCUAUAUUUUCGCGGAUACUGCAGCAGUGGAGAACCUCUUUCUUUGGAUGUCGUAAUAAAAGAUCUGCCCUCGUGCUCUGUUAGUCUUUUGGUGGAAUCUAAGUGGACAUUUAUAACACAGGAGGAGCAUCCGUAUUUAAACAGGCCAUGGUUCAAGCUACAUCCAUGUGAGACUGAGGAAUGGAUCAGGCUGCUUUCCCAAAGCAGCACCUCUGCUGGAUGUAAGAUGCCAGUUGAGUUGUACUUGGUGUCAUGGUUCUCUGUUGUCGGGCAGGUGGUUGGUCUUAGGAUCCCUCUUGAGAUGCUGGAUCAGCCAUUUUCUGUAUAG